UCGCGGAAGAACGUCACACCGACGCGGGAAAGCGGCGAGUCCGAGAGGAGAGGACUUCAGCACUAACCACGAGAAGUAACUGCGCUGUGAACGUAUAAAGAGCAAACAUGUCAAAAAUAGAGAAAAUGAGCAUCCUCGGAGUGAGGAGCUUCGGCGUAGAGGACAAGGACAAACAAGUGAUCUCAUUUUUCAGUCCUCUGACAGUGCUGGUCGGUCCGAACGGAGCUGGCAAAACGACUAUCAUCGAGUGCCUGAAGUAUGUCACUUCUGGAGAUUUCCCCCCUGGAAGCAAAGGGAAUACAUUUGUUCAUGAUCCAAAGGAUGCCCAUGAGACAGAUGUGCGUGCCCAGAUUCGUCUGCAGUUCAGAGAUGUAAACGGCCAGGCUGUAGCUGUUCAGCGAUCCAUGCAGAGCACACAGAAGGGCAAAAAGGCACCCGAGUUUAAAACCCUUGAAGGAGUCAUCACCAGAAUGAAGCAUGGCGAGAAGGUCAGUCUGAGUUCUAAAUGUGCAGAGAUCGACCGUGAGAUGAUCUCAGCUCUGGGUGUUUCCAAAGCUGUCCUCAACCAUGUCAUCUUCUGCCACCAAGAGGAGUCCAACUGGCCUCUCAGUGAAGGAAAAGCACUCAAACAGAAAUUUGAUGAGAUUUUCUCUGCCACAAGGUACAUCAAGGUGCUAGAAACCCUGCGGCAGUUGAGGCUGAAGCAGUCCAACACUGUCAAGUCCUGUCAGAUGGAACUGAAGUAUCUGAAGCAGAACAAGGAGAAAGCUCAGGAGAUAAAGGAUCUACUGUCUACUAAAGAAGGCCAGCUAGCAGCUUCUAAAGAGAGCGUGCAGCGCAUCGAAAGCCAGAUCGACCCACUGGAGAAUCGACUGAAUGACAUUGAUGAUAACCUUGGCAAAGUUAUGAAACUGGAUAAUGACAUCAAGGCUCUGGACAGCAGGAAGAAACAGAUGGAAGAUGAUAAUCGUGAGUUAGAAGAGAAGAUGGAACAGGUGUUCCAGGGUUCAGAUGAGCAGCUGCAGGAGAUGUACCAGAACCACCAGCGUACAGUGAAGGAGAAAGAGAGGAGGCUUACAGAAUGUCAGCGUGAACUGGAGAGAGCAGGUCGCGAGUGCCAGAGGAUGAACCGCAUCAAGGCAGACCUGCUUGUUGAACAAGGUCGUCUCCAGAUGGAAGCAGACAGGCACGCAUUACACAUAAAGAACAGGGAUGCUCAGGUCAAGUCUCUGGCUGCGUAUCUGGAAAUGGAGGGCUAUGAGAGGACCCCCUUCAGUGAGAGACAACUCCAGAGCUUCCAUAGACAGACCAAGGAGAGACAGGACCAGGAAACCGAGGCCCUCAAUAAGAUUAUGACUGACAUGCAAGAAAAAGAGACCCAGAAACAACAGAGCAUCGAUGAAAUCCGUGAUAAGAAGACUGGCCUGGAGAGAACCAUCGAGCUGAAGAGAGAUAUACAGGCCAAGAAGCAGCAGGAGCUCAAGAACAUUAAAUCUGACCUGCAGAGACUGGAGGGCUCUUCCACCAGACUCCAGGAGCUGGAAACUGAACUUUCAAAAGCGGAGCGAGAGCUGGAUAACGCUGUGCAGAGCUCUACAGUGGACAGUCUGAAGGCAGAGGUGCAGGAGCUACAGAGAGAGAAAGCAGAGCUGGACCAGGCCCAACGCAGACUGGACCAGGAGAUGGAGGCUCUGAACAUGCACACCACAGCACGCACACAGAUGGACAUGCUGAAGAAGGAUAAAACGGAUAAAGAAGAUCAAGUGAGGAAGAUUAAGUCCAGGCACAACGAUGACCUGGUGUCUGUGAUGGGUCAUUUCCCUAACAAGAGGGAGCUGGAGGACUGGAUCUACAGCAAAUCCAGAGAGAUCAAUUCUCUCCGAGAGAAACUAGGAAAGCUCAACAAAGAGCUGGCAUCCAGAGAGCAGAACAAGAGUCACUUCACUGCUGAGAUCCGACGCAAAGAGCAGCAGCUGGCCAGCUAUGAGGAGAAGCUCUUCAAUGUGUGUGGCAGUCAGGACUUUGAAUCAGACCUGAGCAAGCUGCAGGAUGACCUGGACAAGUGCUCUAAGCAGAGAGCUAUGCUGGCGGGUGCUACAGCUGUGUACACCCAGUUCAUCAGUCAGCUGACUGAGGAGGGUGAGCCCUGCUGCCCGGUGUGCCAGCGCAUCUUUCCCUCUGAGGCGGAGCUCCAGGACGUCAUUAACGACAUGCAGUCCAAACUGCGCCUGGUUCCGGACAAACUGAAGAACACAGAGCAGGACCUGAAGAGGAAAGAGCGCAAACGGGAUGACAUGAUGGCUCUCAAACCUGUCAGGCAGUCUCUAGCGGAGCUGCAGGAGAAGGAGCUGCCUGAGCUGAGGAAUAAGCUGCAGACUGUGAAUCGUGAGAUAGAGAAAUUGAAGGGGGACAUCGAGGAACAGGAGAGUGUACUGUCCAUGCUGAUGUCUGAGGAGGACACGGCCAAGGCCUGCCUGCAGGACAUUUCUCUCAUGGACCGCUACCAGCUAGACCUAAAAGACGUGGAGAGAAAGAUAGCCCAGCACGCUGCCAAGCUUCAGGGAGUGGAUCUAAACCGGACAAUGCAGAACGUCAGCCAAGAGAAGCAGGAGUCCCAGCAUCGUUUAGACACCACCUGCAGUAAGAUGGAGCUUAAGCGCAAACUUAUCCAGGACCAGCAGGAGCAGAUCCAGACUCUGAAGAGCAGUGUGAACGAAAUCCGUUCAGAGAAGCUCCAAAUCUCCAGUAACAUGCAGAAGCAGCAGCAGCUGGAAGAGCAGUGUGUGGAGUUAAGCACUGAGAUUCAGGCUCUGCACAGAGAAAUACGGGAAGCGAAAGAGCAGGUGUCUCCACUGGCGACCACUUUUGAAAAGCUUCAGCAGGAGAAGCAGGAGCUGAUUGAGAGGAGACGACAGAAGCAAGUGGAAGGUCAGGAAAAGAUCACUGCCAUCAAGGACAGGAUUAAGAGUUUGUCGAGUCUUGAAAGAGAAAUUACCAGGUAUAUUGAAGAGGGAAAAAAUGACUACAAAGAGCAAAAAGAAGCUGAACUGCAAGAGACAAAUACCCAGCUGAUUGAAGCAGAGAAACAGCGAGAGAAGAUCAACAAAGACAUUGGCGAUAUCAGACAAGAUAUAGACACUCAAAAGGUCCAAGAGCGUUGGCUACAGGAUAACCUGACCCUGAGAAAGCGUGUGGAGGAGCUGAAGGAAGUGUCCAAGAAAAGGGAGGUCCUACUCAAGGAGAUGGGCAACAUGAAGGUCAUAGAGUUACGCAGUGAGCGCCGGGAGUUGGAGCGGAAGGUGGAGGAUUUGAAGAAGAACCGCAGUGUGGCUUUAGGCCGUCAGAAGGGCUUUGAAGAAGAGAUUCUCCGUUUCCGAAAGGAGCUGCGUGAGGACCAGUACUGUCAGGCUGAGGACAGAUUCCGGGACAGAAUGAUCGUCAUGAGAACCACUGAGCUGGCCAACAAAGACUUGGACAUCUACUACAAGGCACUGGACCAAACAAUCAUGAAGUUUCACAGUAUGAAGAUGGAAGAGAUUAACAAAAUCAUCCGGGACCUGUGGAGGAGCACAUACCGUGGACAAGAUAUUGAGUAUGUGGAGAUCAGGUCUGACGUGGACGAGAAUGCCUCCGCUGGCGUAAAGAGAAGAACCUACAAUUACAGAGUCGUGAUGGUCAAAGGAGACACAGCUUUAGACAUGAGAGGACGCUGCAGUGCCGGGCAAAAGGUGUUAGCCUCCCUCAUCAUCCGAUUGGCUUUGGCUGAGACAUUCUGUCUGAAUUGCGGCAUUUUAGCACUGGACGAGCCCACCACCAAUCUGGACAGAGAAAACAUUGAGUCCCUAGCCCACGCCUUGGUGGAAAUCAUAAAGAGUCGCUCUCGGCAGCGCAACUUCCAGCUGCUCAUCAUCACCCACGAUGAGGACUUUGUGGAGCUCCUGGGCCGCUCCAACUAUGUGGAGCACUUCUACAGGAUCAGGAAGAACCAGGACCAGUGUUCUGAGAUUACCAAGUGCAACAUUUCAAGUUUAAACACUUACCUGCACUGAUUUCAGUUCAUUUGAGAAAAAUAAGCUUGUUAAAGGGUUGAAAAGUGUGUUUAUACAUUUGAGUAUGAAUACAUCAGAGACUGAUAAAAUACCAAAGUGCAAAAUUAAAUGAAUGUUUAUUAUAAUCACUAAUCAAGCAAAUAGUACUCACUCUGCACUUCUGAUAAAACCAUUUUAGGGUAAACGAGAAGAUAAAUGUGUUUGGGUUUAUUGGUUAGCUCCAUGUUUACCAAGUCAGAAUCAAAUCACAUAUUUAUAUCAGAUUUUCGGUUCUGAUUAGAGCAACAUUUUUCAGGGGCUUCCUUGUUUUGCUGUUUUUCUUGUGGGGUCUCUCUUAUCUUUCAUCGUUGGUUAAACUCCUAUCGACUCAUCUACUAUAAACUCACUUCAGCACUCGAAGUGCAUUGAUUAGCAAAGCUUAAUACUGUGGAGGUUUGUUGAACUUUAAAAUCUUACAUUUCUUGUAAAUUAGAUGCAGACAUUUGCAUCUGAUUAAAAAAAAAAUAAAAUGGGUUCCUAAAACCUGUGCUCAAACCUGGUACUGAAGGCACCUUACUCUGCACAUUUCAGAGGAUUCCCUGCUUUAAUAUGCCCACAACAACUCUUAAAGGACGUAAUAAGCUUAGAUUAGUGGAAUCGGGUGUGCUGGGAGAAUGAAAAGUAAUAUACAUUGUUGGUGUAUAUUAAUUCACUUCUUCUGUAAAAUUGUUUUGGAGAUCUACGUUUUUCUCUGGACAGUGGCAGCAUGCAGGACAUGGUACUACCUCCAGGACCAGGGUUGAGAAACAGUGUUUCACAGAACAGAACCAGCCACUAAAAGGUUUAUUUCCUAGUCAGAAGCGGUUUUUGGCACCUUAUAUAGCAGUAUUUCUCAGUCCUGGGCCUGAUGCCACCCAACCCUGCACAUUUUAGUGAAUUUCCAACUUUAACCAACCCUCUGCAACUCUGAAAGUGCAUGUUAAUGAUCAGAUUAGUUGAACCAGGUGUGUUAAAACAAAGGUAAAGCACUAAAAUGCGCAGAAUAGGGUGCCUGCAGGGCCAUGUUUGAGGAUCAAAGGAUUAAACUCGAACAAUUUAAACUGGUCGAUUUACACUUCCUUAGUAACAUUCUAUGCAUAGUUUGAAUAUAUGCAAAUACAACAUUGUUGUGUAAGACUUAAGUGCCAUAGAUAGAUCAAGUGCUUGUAAAGCCAGCAACUGGUUUAAUUAAUUAACUAAAAGAAAACAAAAAAGUGAAGCCACUCUCUUACAGUGUAACAUAGUGUGGUUUGUUUGUCUAAAUGUUGUCCUAUGUCUUGUUUAGCACCAUACACAGCAAUACACUUGUGUAAUAUUGCCUUUACUGAAAGUUGAAACUUGAUGCAGUUUCUCUGUUGUAAAACUGUUAAAAGCUUUAUAAAAACUAUUAUAAUGCUUGA
This is a messenger RNA of Astyanax mexicanus (Mexican tetra), 5467 nucleotides long. It is a transcript of the gene rad50, whose product is annotated as RAD50 homolog, double strand break repair protein. The record is from RefSeq and is a predicted model, not a curated record. Gene Ontology annotation, molecular function: single-stranded telomeric DNA binding; ATP hydrolysis activity; G-quadruplex DNA binding. NCBI's taxonomy places the organism in Eukaryota, Metazoa, Chordata, Actinopteri, Characiformes, Acestrorhamphidae. Gene Ontology annotation, cellular component: Mre11 complex; nucleus; condensed nuclear chromosome. The transcript has 26 exons. Gene Ontology annotation, biological process: telomere maintenance via recombination; double-strand break repair; chromosome organization involved in meiotic cell cycle. The coding region runs from base 108 to 4049 and encodes 1313 amino acids.